AUAAUAACUAUACACCAAAGUUCAAACUGAUAUCGACGGUACGGUUACAAAUAUAACAAAUAAAAGGGUGUCAAAGUUUAUUUAUUACACAUCUUAAUCUCAAUGUUCACUCACAAACAAUUACUCAAAAAAUAAUUCAUUAAAACCAAUAGAAACUAAUUAAAGAUGACUAGUGAAGCUGUAAAUAAGAGCAACCAAGAUUCUAUUGGACCGGAGGGUGAAUUCUCAACUAGGCGCGCUAUUUUAACUGUUGGGUUGAUUUUUUUAACCUCAUUUACUGCAUUGUUAUAUGUAUACACUAAUUUUCCGGAUUUAAAUGAAAAUGAGCGGCAGCACCUAAAGCUCCCCUUAAACAUAGAAGAGGCUAAAAACUUAGGAGGACUCCUAGAAAGAUACAAAGAGCUCUACUACAUCGAAGUCCUCGCCGGAUUAUUUAUAACCUACAUCUUUCUCCAGACCUUCGCAAUUCCCGGCUCGAUAUUCCUGUCCAUCUUAUCCGGCUUUCUAUUCCCUUUUUCUCUGGCCCUAGUUUUAGUCUGCACGUGCAGCGCAAUUGGCGCGUCGCUCUGCUACUUAUUAUCUUCAUUAUUAGGAAGAAAAAUAUUGUUGCACUUCUGGCCAGCGAAAAUACAAGCAUGGUCCAAGACUGUCACUCAGCAUCAAGACAAUCUUCUAAGCUACAUGCUGUUCUUGCGAAUAACUCCUCUGUUGCCUAAUUGGUUCAUUAAUUUAGCUAGUCCUGUUUUGGGUGUCCCUAUUGUGCCUUUUUGUGUAGGGACAUUUUUGGGCGUCGCUCCGCCAUCCUUUGUUGCUAUUCAAGCUGGACAAACUCUUAAUAAAUUAACCUCUUCCACUGACGCUUGGUCUUGGACUAGUAUUAUUAUAUUAUUUAUUUUUGCGCUGCUAUCACUAUUGCCUGUUUUAUUUAAAAAUAACUUACAAAAAAAAUAUAAUUAA
Molecule: messenger RNA, 957 nt
Organism: Cotesia glomerata
Lineage: Eukaryota; Metazoa; Arthropoda; Insecta; Hymenoptera; Braconidae
Gene: stas
Product: transmembrane protein 41 homolog
Exons: 3
Coding region: 166-957 (263 amino acids)
Cellular component (GO): endoplasmic reticulum membrane
Source: RefSeq, a predicted model, not a curated record